UUUUUUGGUUAACCCCUCACUCCCUUAAAAAGAGAAAAACUUCUGUGAGUUCAAACAUCAAACACCUAAUAGGCGCUAAAAUGGAGAACCCAUCUUCAUCGGAGAAUUUGCUUCAAACCCUAAAUACCAGAGGAUGGUGUUUCCGGGAUAUCAAUCUUGUAAAUUCACUCAUUGCAGCUCAAUUGCCGUCAUCAUACACCGUUAGUUCAAUCGAAUCGGAGCUCCUAAACAUGGACUUACGAUCUGUCGGCGGGAAAUCAUUGCCGGACUUUUCUCUUCUCCGUAAAUCGUCUCAUAUCCAAGGCCCUAAAGUCCUUCAAAUAUCUUCUGUCAGAGAUAUAUCACGAAGUAAUAUGGCUGAGAGUUCUGGAAGUUCCAGCAAUCAGCGUCUACUUAGAUUAAAGCUCACUGAUGGGCACUGUGAAAUAACUGCUAUAGAGUACUCUCAUAUACCAUCAAUUCCUGAUGAUGUUGUUCCUGGCACUAAGGUGCGCUUGGAAAACAAAGCCACAGUUCACAGUGGUAUUGUGUGUUUGAAUGCCAAAAUGAUUACUGUUUUAGGAGGAACUGUUAGUUCUCUUUAUGAGGAAUGGCAGAUGAACAAAAAGUAUUCAGGUUUCUCCCGUUCAACCUUGAAAGCACAUGAGGAUGGAACUGCUGGUCCACCACCAUUUGAAAAGUUGCAGAUUGGAGCUUUGCACAAACCCCUUUCUCAGCAUAAGAGAUAUUCUGAAAAAGCUCAAAGUUCCACAGCUAGUCAAACGCAUAGAUUUCAGAACAAUGAAUCCAGGAUAGAGAGCACGGGUAAUGAACUGAAGCCACCUGCUCAUAUUGAAAGGACUGAAGAAAAGCCAAGCACCUCCGAAUCAAGGCCAAAAGAAGUGGCCGAGGCUGUCCCUGUUCAAAACCAAGCAGCUGCGCAAAAAUUACUGCAGAAAAUGAGUCAGCCUCCUCCUCGUGGUGGUCAUCGUUCUAGAGGGCGAGGACACAGGGGAAGGGAUAGAGAGGAAGAUGAGUCACACCUUCUUACCCUAGAGGAAUGGGAAAGGAGAAAAACUGGUGCUAAUCUUUCUGCAGCACGUGAUUUUCCUGAUGUUAGCCAAGAUGAGGAUCUUGCAAGACAGCUGCAACAUCAACUAGAUUUCGAAGAUUUUCAUGAACAACAAGAUAGUACAUCAACUGCAGCAGAGAACAUCAGAAUGAGCAUGUUCACAUUUGAAAGAGACGAUGGUGGAGGUCAUGGAACAACAGGAUUUAGGGGAAGAGGGAGAGGAAGAGGGAGGGGAAGAGGAAGAGGUAGGGGAAGGAGAGGCUGACUUUCGUCUACCGUUCAGCCUUUCCCCCUUUUCAUUUUCUAUGUUAGAAUUUUAGUUUUUAAGAUAUCACAUACCUUUCCAAAAGACAUCACAUGUCAUUUUCUUUUUUCUUCUUUGGCUAUUUGGUAUUUGUAACUGUUUUUUCAGAACCAUUAUCAUGUGAUAUGCUAUGUCUAUUUCCUUAGAUGUUUCCCUUCUUUGA
Messenger RNA from Solanum tuberosum (potato), 1518 nucleotides. Its product is annotated as tudor domain-containing protein 3. The transcript has 6 exons. The coding region runs from base 81 to 1316 and encodes 411 amino acids. Gene Ontology annotation, cellular component: nucleus. NCBI's taxonomy places the organism in Eukaryota, Viridiplantae, Streptophyta, Magnoliopsida, Solanales, Solanaceae. The record is from RefSeq and is a predicted model, not a curated record.